Carassius carassius (crucian carp) is the source of this 2566-nucleotide messenger RNA. RefSeq names its product actin-binding protein WASF1-like. The transcript is spliced from 10 exons. Bases 491 to 2059 code for a protein of 522 amino acids. Gene Ontology annotation, cellular component: SCAR complex; cytoskeleton. Gene Ontology annotation, biological process: actin cytoskeleton organization; positive regulation of Arp2/3 complex-mediated actin nucleation. The record is from RefSeq and is a predicted model, not a curated record. Lineage: Eukaryota; Metazoa; Chordata; Actinopteri; Cypriniformes; Cyprinidae. Gene Ontology annotation, molecular function: actin binding; Arp2/3 complex binding; protein kinase A regulatory subunit binding.
GCGCCGACUCCAGAAUAUCACUUCUCCGCAGAAAUAAAGCACGUUCUUGAUUUAUAAGUUUUUACUCUGUAAGUAUUGGUAUUACCGGCUGCUGUGACGGGAAAUUAGUCGGGUCGUUACUGACGCACAUCUGCUGCAUUUUCACCGUGGAUCCCUUUUCCAGCUUUGAACUGCCGGGAUUCACACUCGCUGGAUAUCAGUACUGUAUUAUUCCUGCGAUGAACACCGCGCGACUGAACCCACAGGAAUAUUUUAAGUAAUAACCUCGGGAAAACAUGGAAUAAUACGAAUACAUAACAUUUAUUCAGAUUUGUUGGUUAUGGAGGGCCGUCGGUGCCAGCAGGGACUUCCCGUUGGUUUGUUGGUUUUGUGGGAGGAAAGGCGUGAGGAUAACGAGUGCGGUGUCUGCUUACACUCCUGCGCUCGUUUGGGUGGAUUCCUCUGUCCUCUUUCUCACAGACAGGUGUGGUGAGCGAGCGAGAGCGUCAGGAUGCCGCUGGUCAAGCGCAGUAUCGAGCCUCGUCACCUGUGUCACACAGCUCUGCCACACAGCAUCAAGAACGAGCUGGAGUGUGUGACCAACAUCUCUCUGGCCAACGUGAUCCGUCAGCUGAGCAGCCUGAGUAAAUAUGCGGAGGAUUUGUUCGGAGAGCUCUUUAAUGAAGCUCAUUCAUUCACUUUUCGAGUGAAUUCGCUUCAAGAGAGAGUCGACCGCCUGUCAAUCAGCGUCACUCAGCUCGACCCUAAAGAAGAGGAGUUGUCUCUUCAGGACAUCACCAUGAGAAAGGCCUUCCGCAGCUCCACCAUCCAGGACCAGCAGCUGUUUGAGCGUCAGUCUCUUCCCGUCCCCAUGCAAGAGACGUACGAGCUGUGCGAACAACCUCCGCCGCUGAACAUCCUCACGCCCUACAGGGAUGAUGGGAAGGAAGGGCUGAAGUUCUACACCAACCCGUCGUACUUCUUCGACCUGUGGAGAGAGAAGAUGCUGCAGGACACAGAAGACAAGAGGAAAGAGAGGCGGAAACAGAAGCUGAAGAACAUCGACCGUCCUCAUGACCAGGAGAAGAUCCCGCGAGCGCCUCACGACCGCAGGAGGGAGUGGCAGAAGAGGGCGCUGGGGGCGGAGCUUGCUGAGGACGAGGCCGAAGACAAACACAAGGAAGCCAAUGAAUCAGCAGCCUUCCAGGAGCACAGACAAGCGUACAUCGAUCAGCUGGACGGACCGUUCUCUCUGGGGGCGCUGCCGUACUCUCAGAUGAACGAACUCCUGAACCGUACGGGAGACAGAAGCUACGGCCGCCCGCAUGAGCCUCCGCCACCGCCACCGACUCACCCUCCGGGCUCCGUUAUCAGCUCCAGCUCAGGUUUCUCGGACAGCGUCACGCAGUCUCCGGCUCGCACGCCUGUCUUCCUUAACUCAAAUGCCCCAGCCCCGCCCCCUUUACCCCCACCUCCUCCUCCCCUGCCAGCAAGCCAAUCAGGUUCAAGAAUGCGCGGCUCAGCCCCGCCUCCGAUCCCUCCCUUACCUUCCCAGCAGCCCCCGGCCAUCCCCCCUCCCCCCACCCCCCUUCAGAUCGCCCCAGGUGUCCUGCACCCUGCCCCCCCUCCAGUGGCUCCGCCCCUUCACUCCUCCCCCGCCCGUGGACAGCUGGACAAGACUCCGCCCACAGCUGGAGAUGGAGUGGUUUUGCCACCUCCUCCACCGCCUCCUCCCCUGCCCCUCCCAGGAAACAGAAGCUCCUCCCCCUACACAUCCUCAGGCCCGCCCACCAUGCCUUCCUUCCCAUCAGGAGCCAUUUCGUCGCCGCCCACUCACUCGGGUCACGAGGUGAAGAGGUAUCAAUCCAACCUGCCGCCAAUCAGCGAUGCCCGCAGCGUUCUAUUGGAAGCCAUCCGCAAAGGGAUCCAGCUGAGGAAGGUGGAGGAGCAGCGGGAACAAGAGGCCAAGCACAAGCGCGUGGGGAACGACGUGGCCACCAUCCUGUCGCGCCGCAUCGCUGUGGAGUACAGCGACUCCGAGGACGAGGAUGAGUUCGACGAGGUCGACUGGACGGAAUGAGAGACAGACGAACCUCACGGGAGUCUCAGCUAACCUUCUUCCCAAUAAGAGUUUUCCCACGAACAGUCUCCGAUCAGUCGUGCUCUAAUUCAGGAAACAUCAGGACUGCACACGACUCAAUCCAAUGUUCCCAGAAUGCUUUGCUUUAAGGUUUUUUAGCCACAUGUUGUGCAACUGAUGAAGGAAAAUAACCAUGUGGGGAUGUCAUAUUUCUUUCAUUUGAGUUUAUCCGUCUUUUAAUUCUCAAUAGGAAGAACAAACCUGUUAUUGUUCGGCACGAGACAACAGCGUCCUCUUCUGGACACGACGGGAACGUCGCAAUGCGGCAGAUCCGAAUGUGAUGGAUGAUUAUUAUACACUUUCUACAUCAUCUCUAAACCAUUCUUCCAUUUCAGAGAUGUGUUGUUUGAUGGAUCGUUAUUAUUAAUGUGUCAAGAUUACUAAAAUACAUGACUGAAUCUCUUUUACAAGUUAUAUUUCACCUCACAAUAAUGUUUGUAAAAUAUU